This is a messenger RNA of Aspergillus welwitschiae, 1352 nucleotides long. RefSeq names its product cyclophilin-like domain-containing protein. The record is from RefSeq and is a predicted model, not a curated record. Gene Ontology annotation, cellular component: intracellular membrane-bounded organelle. Bases 152 to 1273 code for a protein of 373 amino acids. The transcript has 5 exons. NCBI's taxonomy places the organism in Eukaryota, Fungi, Ascomycota, Eurotiomycetes, Eurotiales, Aspergillaceae. Gene Ontology annotation, biological process: protein folding; protein peptidyl-prolyl isomerization. Gene Ontology annotation, molecular function: protein binding; peptidyl-prolyl cis-trans isomerase activity.
CUCCUCUUUACCUCGUUCAACUCCGCACCUUAGCUCUUCCUCUUCCCUCAACCUCUCUCAUUUGUCCCAUCCCUGUUUCUACAGCUUCUCCCUUCGUGUAACUUUCUUCUCUACCUUCCUCUUCACCCAUCAACUCCUUCCAACCACCAUAAUGGCCGAGUCUGAGCGCCGCCCCCGUGUUUUCUUCGACAUCCAGAUCGGUAAACAGCAGACCGGUCGCAUUGCUCUUGAACUGUUCAACGAUGUCGUUCCCAAGACCGCGGAGAAUUUCCGGGCUCUGUGCACUGGCGAAAAGGGCAUGGGCAAGCAGGGCAAGCCAUUGCACUUCAAAGGCUCCAUUUUCCACCGUGUCAUCAAGCAGUUCAUGAUCCAGGGUGGUGACUUCACCGCGUUCAACGGCACGGGCGGCGAGUCGAUCUAUGGAGAGAAAUUCCCCGACGAGAACUUCGACCUUAAGCAUGACCGCCCCUUCCUUCUCUCCAUGGCCAACUCCGGCCCCGGCACCAACGGCAGUCAGUUCUUCAUCACAACCGUGCCCACCCCCCACCUGGACGGCAAGCACGUUGUCUUCGGUGAGGUGAUCAACGGCAAGAGCGUUGUCCGCAAGGUCGAGAAUAUGUCUACCCAGGCCGACAAGCCCACCACCGAUGUCACUAUCGUCGACUGCGGAGAGCUCACCGGUGACGAGUACGAAAACGCUGAUAAGCAGAUCCCCGAUGCGACUGGCGAUCCUUAUGAGGACUUCCCCGAUGACCACCAGGGCGAGGAGCUGAGCGCCCCUGUCUGCUUUAAGAUCGCUUCUGAGCUCAAGAACUUCGGCAACACCGCUUUCAAGAGCGGAAACCUGACCCUCGGUCUCGAGAAGUACCAGAAGGGUUUGCGUUAUCUCAACGAGUUCCCUGAGCCCGAUGAGCAGGACCCCAAGGAUCUGGACCCCCAGAUGAAGGCCCUCCGCUUCACUCUGCACUCGAACUCAUCUCUGCUUGCUAACAAGCUUGGUCAGUUCAAGAACGGCCAGACCUGGGCUACCUAUGCUCUCGAAACGGCUGCUGCUGCGAACGCCAAGGAUGCCGACAAGGCCAAGGCUUACUACCGCCGCGCGGUGGCCUACAGCGGUCUGAAGGAGGAGGACGAGGCUCUCAAGGAUCUCCAGGAGGCCUCUCAGCUGGCUCCUGGUGAUGCUGGCAUUACCAACGAGAUUGCCCGGGUCAAGAAGGCCGUCAAGGACCGCCAGGCUCGCGAGAGGGCUACCGCUCAGAAGUUCUUCUCGUGAAGAGACCAACGUCAUGAUUCAUGAUUGCAUGAUUUAAUUUUCCCAUUUCUUAAAUUCCCGGCCUUGGGUGAAAAGUGAG